Molecule: messenger RNA, 3225 nt
Organism: Carlito syrichta (Philippine tarsier)
Lineage: Eukaryota; Metazoa; Chordata; Mammalia; Primates; Tarsiidae
Gene: RIOK3
Product: RIO kinase 3
Biological process (GO): maturation of SSU-rRNA; protein phosphorylation
Cellular component (GO): cytosol; preribosome, small subunit precursor
Molecular function (GO): ATP binding; protein serine/threonine kinase activity
Source: RefSeq, a predicted model, not a curated record
CAGGCGGCCAAUCGGAUGCGGCCGUCACAGCGGAGAGGGCGGAAGAGGAGAGAUCUAGUUCCGGACGCGGCCGCCGCCGCCAUCUGUCACCAGCUCCGGCACCGGCAACCGGUCGUCCCUGCCCCGCCUUUCCCCUCGGCGGAGCCUGCUUCUCGUCCUGCCACUUCUCUGCUCUGUUCUUGUUGCUGCUCUUCCAUGGAUCUGGUCGGAGUGGCUUCGCCUGAGCCCGGGUCGGCAGCGACCUGGGGACCCAGCAAGUGUCCAUGGGCUGCCCCUCAAAAUACAAUAUCUUGUUCUUUGGCUGACGUAAUGAGUGAACAGUUGGCCAAAGAAUUGCAGUUAGAAGAAGAAGCUGCUGCUUUUCCUGAAGUUGAUGUUGCUGAAGGACCAUUUAUUACUGGAGAAAACAUUGACACUUCCAGCGACCUAAUGCUGGCUCAGAUGCUCCAAAUGGAAUUUGACAGAGAAUAUGAUGCACAGCUUAGGCGUGAAGAAAAAAAAUUCAAUGGAGAUAGCAAAGUUUCCAUUUCCUUUGAAAAUUACCGGAAAGUACAUCCUUAUGAAGACAGUGAUAGCUCUGAAGAUGAGGUUGACUGGCAGGAUACUCGUGACGAUCCCUACAGACCAGCAAAACCAGUUCCCACUCCCAAAAAGGGUUUUAUUGGAAAAGGAAAAGACAUCACCACCAAACAUGAUGAAGUAGUAUGUGGGAGAAAGAAUACAGCAAGAAUGGAAAAUUUUGCACCUGGGUUUCAGGUAGGAGAUGGAAUUGGAAUGGAUUUAAAACUAUCAAACCAUGUUUUCAACGCUUUAAAACAACACGCCUACUCAGAAGAACGUCGAAGUGCCCGCCUCCAUGAGAAAAAGGAGCAUUCUACUGCAGAAAAAGCAGUUGAUCCUAAGACACGUUUACUUAUGUAUAAAAUGGUCAACUCUGGGAUGUUGGAGACAAUCACUGGCUGUAUUAGUACAGGAAAGGAAUCUGUUGUCUUUCAUGCAUAUGGAGGGAGCAUGGAAGAUGAAAAGGAAGAUAGUAAAGUUAUACCUUCAGAAUGUGCCAUCAAGGUAUUUAAAACAACCCUUAAUGAGUUUAAGAAUCGUGACAAAUAUAUUAAAGAUGAUUUCAGGUUUAAAGAUCGCUUCAGUAAACUAAAUCCACGUAAGAUCAUCCGCAUGUGGGCAGAAAAAGAAAUGCACAAUCUCACAAGAAUGCAGAGAGCUGGAAUUCCUUGUCCAACAGUUGUACUACUCAAGAAACACAUUUUAGUUAUGUCUUUUAUUGGCCAUGAUCAAGUUCCAGCCCCUAAAUUAAAAGAAGUAAAGCUCAGCAGUGAAGAAAUGAAAGACGCCUACUAUCAAACUGUUCAUUUAAUGCAGCAGUUGUAUCAUGAAUGUACACUUGUACAUGCUGACCUCAGUGAGUAUAACAUGCUGUGGCAUGCUGGAAAGGUCUGGUUGAUUGAUGUCAGUCAGUCGGUAGAACCAACCCAUCCUCACGGCCUGGAGUUCUUGUUCCGUGACUGUAGGAAUGUCUCACAGUUUUUCCAGAAAGGAGGAGUAAAAGAAGCCCUUGGUGAACGAGAACUGUUCAAUGCUGUUUCAGGCUUAAACAUCUCGGCAGAUAAUGAAGCUGACUUUUUAGCUGAGAUAGAAACUUUGGAGAAAAUGAAUGAAGAUCACGUUCAGAAGAAUGGAAGGAAAGCCGCUUCCUUUUUGAAAGACGAGGGAGGCCCGCCAGUGCCAUGUGAUGAAUAGCACCAGCACCCACUGCCUUCAGUGUUAACGCCAUGGUGAUUGUCAGCCACCCACAGCCAGUGAAGUGAUUGGUGACCUGAAAUACCAAAACGUGAGGAGCGUACAAUGGUGCUUCGGUGCUUUUCCCCCUUGUAACCCAUGUGCCAGAUGUGUGGAGCUCAGCUCAGCAUUGAGAGAAUAAAAUGUCACUACCUCUCAUCUUAUGAACAGGAUAAUAUAAUUAUUUAACAGCUAUAGGCUAUCAGGCUGAAACAGACUUAAUUUUACAUGCCUCGUGGUAUAAAUGUUUUGAUGAGAAUUUUUAAAACUUAGGUAGCAUUUCCAAAUAUGGGAGGAAAGGACAGAUGUGUUUACAAGGGAGGGUUUUAUUACAGCAUAUUUACUUUAUUCACUUCCCUGUUUUGUAUUGUGUCUUUCCUCAAAUAUUUUAUUGGCCCCAAAUUAGUAUUCCUCAGUUCUAAAAUUUUUUCUCUAGUGGGUAUUGCAAAUGGAAAUUAGGCUUCAGAAUGACUGAUGGGAAUAGACAUUGGCACUGUACUUUUUAUUGAUAUAUCAUGAAAAUGAAUGGAACCCUACUUUUUCCAUACUCCUAGCUAAGAAAAGGCAUCAUAGGCAUCUGAAAGAAAUAAAUAUGUAAGAGCUUCUUAACUAUCCAAAUUUUUUAAUUUAAUUUUCAGCUUUUCUACAUUUAGGUUAAAUAGUUCAGAUAUAACUCAUGGUGUGGCUGCUCUACAUUUAUGAUGAAAUGUAAAUUAUCUGGAAGGAGAGAAUAUAAGACUUAACCACGUUUGACAUAUUUUAAUGAAGUCAGUGAAACAAAGUUGAAUUUGUAUUACUAAAACCAUACACUUAUGGAUUGAUUUUGAGAGAAAUAUAGCCAGUUAAUUGGAAAUAUAAUUAAUCAAAGGAUGAAAAGUAUAUAUAAAACAACUUGGAUACCAAAUUAACCAACUCAUUUGGCCUCAUUUUUAAUAAUUUUUUUUUUAAUUAGAUUUUAGUAUUGGCUGGACACCACUUUGUGGAAAAGUAUAUUGGCUUUGUUAGGAUUGAAAGUUCAUUAUAAAGAUCCAAACCUGUCUGGUAAUAGACAGUAACAGUCAAGACAUCAUUUACAAUUUGAAAGCUUCUCUUUUAACAUCAUUGAAAAAUGCCAAAUAUGUUAUUUCUAGAAAAAUAUUUAUUUUUGUUUUGUUGUAUAGCUCUGAAUUGCAUUUCAGAGAAAUGUGAUUUUGAGUAGAUAUUCAUUACAUUUUUGAAAUGUUUACUACUCUGAAAUAAAAAUUUAGAUGACUGGUGAUUAUUGGCUUUACAGAGGUUUCAGAGAAUGAAUUUUUAAAACCAUUAAACAUCUAAAACUUGUUCUUUGUCUGACAUACUCUGAUAAAGAACAGCAAACCAUCGCUGUGUGGCAUUCUUGGAGUGUGCUAUGAACAUGUUUUUUGAGACAUUAAAGAUGAAGCGAUCAUUUUA